Messenger RNA from Monomorium pharaonis (pharaoh ant), 1089 nucleotides. RefSeq lists its product as uncharacterized. Lineage: Eukaryota; Metazoa; Arthropoda; Insecta; Hymenoptera; Formicidae. The coding region runs from base 348 to 956 and encodes 202 amino acids. The record is from RefSeq and is a predicted model, not a curated record. Gene Ontology annotation, cellular component: mitochondrion. The transcript has 4 exons. Gene Ontology annotation, biological process: apoptotic process.
AAAAAGAAAUCGAAUAUUGUAGUCGAAUUUUAUAUUCUUUCAUUUUUUUUUAUUUUUAACUUCUAUAAUUUUUCUUCUUUUGUAUCAUUCUCCCUAUCGUGCUAUCAGCCGAUUUCUAGUCCAGUAAGGUUAUGUACACAGUAUCGUUUGUCGUUUACUGCGCUCUUUGAAAUUUCUCUUUCUACGUGAAGAAGUGCAAUGCAUUUUUAUUUACAUCAAAUUUUUUGGAUAUAUGGACAAAAACUUUAAAGGAAAAUUAAGAAUAAAGAGAUUGCCAAAAAUUGCCGGUUCCAAUAAACUAAAAGAAAACUUGGUUCUUUUGCCUAUACAUUUAUUAUUAGCAAAAAAUGGCAAUGCGUCAAGUUCUUCGAAAAUUAUGGAAAAAUAUUAAUCCCGCAAUGUACACAUCAGGUAUGUUAUUUGCACAUUGCACCUCAUUUGACAAGCCUAGUGAAAACGACAAAUUAAAUUUGGAAUUACCGGAUAUAAAGAAGUUAACUCACGAGUAUAUGAUAAAACAAUCCGCAUUGGACACUGUUAAUAGUGCAACCCAGGCUUUAACAAUCACUUAUAUGGCUAUAAUAGAUUUGAGCAAUACAUACAGAACAUUGUUGGACGAGCUUAUUUCUCUUUUGGAAGAGACUGUGACACACAACGUAAAUGACGCACACUGGGAUCUGAUCGUGAAAGUGCGAAACGAGAUGCAAGACAAAAAAGAGAAGAUUACGAGCUUAACCACCUAUAUGGAUUAUGUGCACAAAAUGGCUAUGGCUAGCGCAGAACUAAGUUACAUGUGUGGAAUGGAUAGUUUAACCAGCACACUUCAACAUAGGAUAGAGGAUGCAUUAAACAGAGUUAAAGCAGAAACUAAUAGCAAUACAGAGAUGGAACGAGCAUACUGGCGUAUACAGGAGCGGUGCAUCAAAGAUAGUAAGGAAACAACCGAGAAGCAAUAAACUUUUAUAAAAAAUAGUCUAACAUUCGCAAAAACGACUAACAUCCGUUUUAUUUAAAAAAUUAAAUAAAAAUAAUUGAUAUUGUUAUAUUAUGUAUAUAAUUUUGUAAUAAUAAACAAUUUAUCUCAUCUAC